Dermacentor andersoni is the source of this 1479-nucleotide messenger RNA. RefSeq lists its product as uncharacterized. The record is from RefSeq and is a predicted model, not a curated record. Gene Ontology annotation, cellular component: nucleus. Gene Ontology annotation, biological process: regulation of transcription by RNA polymerase II. Lineage: Eukaryota; Metazoa; Arthropoda; Arachnida; Ixodida; Ixodidae. Gene Ontology annotation, molecular function: RNA polymerase II cis-regulatory region sequence-specific DNA binding; DNA-binding transcription factor activity, RNA polymerase II-specific.
GGCACACUAGUGAGAAAGGAUGCGCAUGCGCAGGGUGAUGUUUCGACACCAGGCGCUGGCUUGGACAGAGGGGGCGGGAAUGCGCCUUGACAAGCAUUCGUAGAUUGCGUCAAAUUUGGCCGCGCCUCCACUAGCGUGCCCUCGGAAGUAACUGGCUGUAGUACAGUUCGUGUGAGGGUGAACAUGGCCGGAGAAGAAACAACUCGACCCUGCUUUACGAUGUCGGGCGGCCGCUGCAACGGUGACCAGGUUACGAGCACACCAGCAACUGAUCUGGACAAUGGCAGGAACCCUGAAGAUGCCAGGGAACUGCCGCUGAGCCAACAAGAGAGCCAGGCUGCUUACAACAACCUCGUGUGCUUUGAUUGCGGGGUUGCCUUCGCUUUUGCGGAAGCCUUCCAAGAUCACAUGACCACCCACACGACUCGAAUUCCUGGAAAAACCCGGGAACCAGCAAGCGACAAGGAAUGGAACCAGAUUCAGAAUACAGCCAUCGUGUGCCAUCUGUGUGGUGCUGCGUUCACUGACAUGGACACUUUCCAAAGGCACAACGCCGGUCACGAGAAUAAGGAAAACAUUCCAAGCCAGUCGGGGCACACGACUCCGGCCGAGAAGGAAGAUCUUCAACCAUUGCCUGAGAUGCAGGGCGGCCCCAGCAACGCAAUGCAAGGUGCAAGCUGUGCCGGCGUCCAACAAGACACGGCGAGAGUUCCCGAAGAAACCGGACAGGCAGCGUGGCAGCAGCGAGAAAACCAGGCUGCCAACAGAAUCCUACAGUGCCAUGUGUGCCGGUUCGCUUUCACCGACACGGUGGCCUUUGAUAAGCACACCGCUGACCACUCGCUCGGGAAAAACCACAACUGCUCGGAGUGUGGUAAACUGUUUGUGUCGGCUUCGAAACUCACGAGGCAUUUAAGUGUCCAUGGAGGCCACGACAUGGCGGCCUUCGAAAACCACGAAAAUGAGCACUCGCUUCGGAAAACCCACAAAUGCUCCGAUUGUGGCAAACUGUUUCAGAGGCCUUGGGACCUCGCGAAGCAUUUACGUACGCACGGCGAACCAUCCUUUGAGUGCGGCGUGUGCGGCAAAACAUUUUAUACCAAAGAUGGCCACGAGACCCACAUGUUUCUAUUCCACGUAGGGGCACAGGAUUGAGAAGCCGUCGAAGGGUCUGCUUAACACGGUAGCACACACCACGAAAUUGGUCCAGCACGUCGGGAAGCACAGUCGCAGGUCUCGCAUCUGCGUCUGUGUAGCCGGAUGUUCGCCCGCGAGGAGUGACUUCUCUGGAUGUCACCCUAGCGCCAAGACGUGUCGUGUGCCUUCGCAGAAAAACUUGCGAUCUGGGCCUCAACUGUUCUAGCUGUGCGCUGACUUCUGGACAAACCAAAUGGGGCUAAUCUUAUUCCUUCUGACUACGGCUGAAGCAUGCCUGCGAAUAAAAUUCUUAGUGAUUAUCUCGAGGAACACUGUACGCCA